AUGGGGCUCGACGAAACAGAAAGUAUCAGCAUUAAGAAACUUCUUGGGCUUAAGGAGCAGAAAUUGACCCUAAGGGUGCGGGAAUUAGAAUAUGAUCUAAUAGAGGAGCGGCGAAGGGAGCCGUUACCAGUGAUCAUAAAUGGGAAUGAAGGCAUCAGGGUGGUCGGUAGGUCCGAGAGCACACCAAGAAAGCCUUUCAAGGAGCACUUCAAACAGGAGAUGGCUAAACAAGUUUACAAGGAAUUUUUUGAAGUGGCCGAAAAGAUCCCCACUGGCACCUUUGAAGGGACUAGCGCCAAGCUCGAAAUUAAGGAGAUCCGAAAAUGCAAUAAUGCAGGCUCAGCUGGGAUAACAAUUGGUGGAGGAACCGGUAUGACCAAAGGAGUAGAAGAUGGGAUCGGUAGAGAUUGGAUGUCGAGAAUGCGCCUUGCGCAAAUGCCUUUUGAAAGAAGGGCUUGUGAAUCAGAAAAAGUGGCUCUUGAAGAAAGAAAUGCCACAUCUGCUAUCUGUCGGCUCGAUACAGAUGCAUGCAUGGAUACCACCCUCAAAGGGAUUGCUACAAAACCUCUUAGAUUAACGAAAACCGCCACUCCUCAGAGAAGCUUAGAGGAAAGAAAUCCAACAGUCAAUCAGGUUAAUCCCGAAAAGCUGACGAGAGCUCUUGCAGCUGCUACUCUUUCUGGAAGAGCUUAUUUUAGCGGCAAGUCUAACAGCGGAAUUGCCCACUUCUCUUCCAAAAAGCCAGCCGAUUAUCUUCAAUGCGUCGGGCAAUCACUUUUCCCUCUUAAGAUCAGAAGGCUUACGCACCCUGGCGACGAAAUGAGUUCGCUUCGCACCUUCCUCAGCUUUCAGGAAAGAUCCGACGCAGCUAUCGAGAGAUAUAAGCUUGCCAGCCCGGAGUGGAGGGAAAGAAAAGCUAUAAUGAUAGCAAGAAAGGCGACUAGUGAAGAUGCCGAGAAUGCCCUUGGGAAAGAAUACGCUCUUUUCGCGAAUUUGAAGGGCUUGUUUCUUCUCUUUGCCGGAUGGUUUAGCCACUUUUUUGAAAGUCGGCCUACUUCGAAUAAGCAAUCACAAAGAAUGGCCCGGGGGAGGGAGUUAUACUUGAAGUUUGCUGAUCUACCGGUAAGGGAAGCGCUGGGCUUUCUCAGUUCUGUCCCCUCUCUUUGCUCUCGUUCACCAGUGUGGAGGGCGGCGGAUCCGCUUUCUCCUCUAAAGUUAGGCCUCUUUGACGGGGGCGAAAAGACCACUGGUCUUAGAUUGAAAGCCGAAGUCAAGUAUUCUCGCCACGGGCGGAUAGCGCCUCUCUCCUCGAAUGUGUGCGGACCUUGUCUCCUCGCUGGCCGUCAUCCCGGUCCUUCGUCGGGUUCCGGUAGAGCCUCAGUUGAACCUGGCCUUACGACUCUUUUGGGCUGGCUAUCGGGUGCUAGGCUCAUGGCGCACCCGGACGUCAUUGCUUUCAUCUGUGGUUGA
Messenger RNA from Dovyalis caffra, 1470 nucleotides. The record is from the annotation of a GenBank genome assembly. NCBI's taxonomy places the organism in Eukaryota, Viridiplantae, Streptophyta, Magnoliopsida, Malpighiales, Salicaceae.